Messenger RNA from Mus pahari (shrew mouse), 2914 nucleotides. RefSeq names its product mannosidase alpha class 1A member 1 (gene Man1a1). Bases 517 to 2484 code for a protein of 655 amino acids. Gene Ontology annotation, cellular component: Golgi membrane; endoplasmic reticulum; extracellular exosome. The transcript is spliced from 13 exons. Gene Ontology annotation, biological process: N-glycan processing; carbohydrate metabolic process. The record is from RefSeq and is a predicted model, not a curated record. NCBI's taxonomy places the organism in Eukaryota, Metazoa, Chordata, Mammalia, Rodentia, Muridae. Gene Ontology annotation, molecular function: calcium ion binding; mannosyl-oligosaccharide 1,2-alpha-mannosidase activity.
ACUCUCCGGACGCGUCACCGCCCUCGUUUCCGACCGCCGGGAGACCGGCAGUGCUAUUAGUGCACGGCGGGGCCGCGGCGGAGGGCAGUACGGUGCUUGGUUCGCUGACUCAAGCCGGCAGGUCGGUGCGCUCGCUCACCUGAGCCGUGUCCCGGGGCCUCAGAGCCACCGGGCUGUACGCGUGCCACCGCCCGCCUAGAAGCGCUCGAAGAUGGGCAGCUGGAGAAGUUGACGAGCCCCCUACGCACGCGGCGCCCUUGCUGCCUAGAGGGGCUGCAGCCAGAGGUUUGCCGCGCGUGCCUGUUUGCCAAAGGAGCCGCCCCGGCGAGGAUCGCUGGAGGGGAGCCGCUUCAAGCGGGGAGACCCGCAGCCCAGACACGCGCUCUGAGCUGCCUGGAUGCGCAAGAGCCGGCCCCGCAGCCGCUGAAGGCCGGCGGCAGCGAAGUUUGGCUGCUGAGCGGCUCGGCGCCCGGCCCCUGGACAGACUGUCAGCCGGCGGCUACAACCUCCGGAGCGAUGCCCGUUGGGGGCCUGUUGCCGCUCUUCAGUAGCCCCGGGGGCGGCGGCCUGGGCGGUGGCCUGGGCGGGGGGCUUGGCGGCGGGAGGAAGGGGUCUGGCCCCGCCGCCUUCCGCCUCACCGAGAAGUUCGUGCUGCUGCUGGUGUUCAGCGCCUUCAUCACGCUCUGCUUCGGGGCAAUCUUCUUCCUGCCUGACUCCUCCAAGCUGCUCAGCGGGGUCCUGUUCCACUCCAACCCUGCCUUGCAGCCGCCGGCGGAGCACAAGCCCGGGCUCGGGGCGCGUGCCGAGGAUGCCGCCGAGGGGAGAGUCCGGCACCGCGAGGAAGGCGUGCCUGGGGACCCUGGAGCUGGACUGGAGGACAACUUAGCCAGGAUCCGCGAAAACCAUGAGCGGGCUCUCAGGGAAGCCAAGGAGACCCUGCAGAAGCUGCCGGAGGAGAUCCAAAGAGACAUUCUGCUGGAGAAGGAGAAGGUGGCCCAGGACCAGCUGCGUGACAAGGAUCUGUUUGGGGGCUUGCCCAAGGUGGACUUCCUGCCCCCCAUCGGGGUAGAGAACCGGGAGCCGGCUGAUGCCACCAUCCGCGAAAAGAGGGCAAAGAUCAAAGAGAUGAUGACCCAUGCUUGGAAUAAUUAUAAACGUUAUGCGUGGGGCUUGAACGAACUGAAACCUAUAUCAAAAGAAGGCCAUUCAAGCAGUUUGUUUGGCAACAUCAAAGGAGCUACAAUAGUAGAUGCCCUGGAUACCCUUUUCAUUAUGGGUAUGAAGACUGAAUUUCAAGAAGCUAAAUCAUGGAUUAAAAAAUAUUUAGAUUUUAAUGUGAAUGCUGAAGUUUCUGUUUUUGAAGUAAACAUACGCUUCGUUGGUGGACUGCUGUCAGCCUACUAUUUGUCCGGAGAGGAGAUAUUUCGAAAGAAAGCAGUGGAACUUGGGGUAAAAUUGCUACCUGCAUUUCGUACUCCCUCUGGAAUACCUUGGGCAUUGCUGAAUAUGAAAAGUGGGAUCGGGCGGAACUGGCCCUGGGCCUCUGGAGGCAGCAGCAUUCUGGCGGAAUUUGGAACGCUGCAUUUGGAGUUUAUGCACUUGUCCCACUUAUCAGGAGACCCAGUCUUUGCAGAAAAGGUAAUGAAUAUUCGAACAGUGUUGAACAAACUGGACAAACCAGAAGGCCUUUAUCCUAACUAUCUGAACCCCAGUAGUGGACAGUGGGGUCAACAUCAUGUGUCAGUUGGUGGACUUGGAGACAGCUUUUAUGAAUAUUUGCUUAAGGCAUGGUUAAUGUCUGACAAGACAGAUCUCGAAGCCAAGAAGAUGUAUUUUGAUGCUGUUCAGGCCAUCGAGACUCACUUGAUCCGCAAGUCAAGCGGGGGACUAACGUACAUCGCCGAGUGGAAAGGGGGCCUCCUGGAACACAAGAUGGGCCACCUGACGUGCUUUGCAGGAGGCAUGUUUGCCCUUGGAGCAGAUGGAGCCCCAGAACCCCGGGCCCAACACUACCUGGAACUCGGAGCUGAAAUUGCCCGCACCUGUCACGAAUCUUACAAUCGUACCUAUGUGAAGUUGGGACCAGAAGCGUUUCGGUUUGAUGGCGGUGUGGAAGCUAUUGCCACGAGGCAAAAUGAAAAGUAUUACAUCUUACGGCCUGAGGUCAUUGAGACGUACAUGUACAUGUGGCGACUGACUCAUGAUCCCAAGUACAGGACCUGGGCCUGGGAAGCUGUGGAGGCCCUAGAAAGUCACUGCAGAGUGAACGGAGGCUACUCGGGCUUACGGGAUGUUUACAUUGCCCAUGAGAGUUAUGACGAUGUCCAGCAAAGUUUCUUCCUGGCAGAGACACUGAAGUAUUUGUACUUGAUAUUUUCCGACGAUGACCUUCUUCCACUAGAACACUGGAUCUUCAACACUGAGGCUCAUCCUUUCCCUAUACUCCGUGAACAGAAGAAGGAAGUUGAUGUCAAAGAGAAAUGAAAGACGCUUUCUAUUUUACUCUGCUUCGUUCCCUCACUGCAUACCUUAAUAAUUCCUUUUCUAGUAAUCAGACAUAUAAUGAACUCUUAUUGAUUGGCAAAUGUCUAUGAUUCUCCUAAGUUCUAAAAUUGUUUUGCAGUCUUUUAUGUUUAGUAUCAUAAGCCUAAGUGGACCUCAAUUCCUUAUUUCACUAUUCAGCUAGUAGAUCCACAGAUUCUGCCUGUCUUUUUCUUUUUCUUAAGGAGUCUAUUGUUUCUGAAAUUCAUGAAGUUGCAACAUCAUUUCCAUAAUAGAACCAUCUACCAGUGACCUCUUGAUUAUGAUUUGAUUUGACUGCAAAACUUCUUCCUCCUCUAUGAGGAGAUGCUGUCUGCUUCGAGCUGUAAUGUUUUGCCAUGUUGCAAAAAGCCAUAAUAAUAAAUUAAGUAUU